Messenger RNA from Penicillium expansum, 363 nucleotides. Its product is annotated as LYR motif-containing protein. NCBI's taxonomy places the organism in Eukaryota, Fungi, Ascomycota, Eurotiomycetes, Eurotiales, Aspergillaceae. The transcript has 3 exons. The coding region runs from base 1 to 363 and encodes 120 amino acids. Gene Ontology annotation, biological process: mitochondrial respiratory chain complex III assembly. The record is from RefSeq and is a predicted model, not a curated record.
AUGGCCGCCUCAACUGCCGCUGCCGCUAAGAGUGCCUAUCGACAACUCCUCCGGUCCACCCGGAUUGUCUUCCACAACGAUCUCCCGGUCCUCACCGCUGCGCGCCAAGAAGCGCGCCAGAACUUUGAGAAGAACCGUCGCCCGGCCGUCGACACUGGAAUGCAAAUCAACCACGCGAUCGAGGUUGCGAACAUCCUGCGUCACAACAUCGUCCAAGGCUCGAGGCAGCAGGGAGAUGAAACUGCUAAGUGGGAUAUUGUUUCUCCAGAACUCAAUAUCCACGACCAGAUCGAACGCGGUGAUAACGACUCUAUCAAAGUCGGUGAUCAGGAUGUUAAGAUUCACAAGGCUUGCUCGUCAUGA